This is a messenger RNA of Polistes dominula (European paper wasp), 2570 nucleotides long. RefSeq lists its product as uncharacterized. Gene Ontology annotation, molecular function: protein binding. NCBI's taxonomy places the organism in Eukaryota, Metazoa, Arthropoda, Insecta, Hymenoptera, Vespidae. The record is from RefSeq and is a predicted model, not a curated record.
CUGGAAAUAAAAAAAUGGCUACUACAAUAGCAGUCAUAUUUUGUCUUAUCUUCACAACAACUUAUGCUUAUAAUCCUACAACAUGCGGCAAGAUUCAAAAUUGUCAAUGUUCGACAAAUAUAACUGGAGAGAUAAAGUUUAUUAACAUUUCUGACAAAGAUGUAGAUUUUGGAAUAAAAGUGAAAUCAUGGGUAGAUUUACAGCUUGAUUGUAACAAUCUUGAUUGGGAUGAAUUUGAUAUUAAGAGAAUAAAUUUUGAAGAUCUAAUCGAUUUGGUGGAAUUUAAAAAUUGCAAAUUACCAAGAGAAUUUACAUUGAAACAAAUUGUCCAAAUGUUUGGAAUUAAAGAAACAAAUGGAGUAAGCUUUCAAUCUUACAACGAUCUGAGUAAUGCACUAAAAAAAGAGCAUCUUCAAGGAUUUCCAAAUGUGUCCAAAUUGAUUUUAUCUCAUAAUGGUUUAAAUGAGAUAUCACCUGAUUGGUUUAACAGUUUUCCUUAUUUGGAAUCCCUUGAUUUAUCUGAAAAUCCUCUUGUUUUAUAUAAAGAUAUUUUUAAUGAAACUUUAAAUCUGAAGGAACUUGAUUUAAGUGGAAUUGAAAUAAAACAGCUACCAGCUUAUUUGUUUACUAAAUUAAAGCGUAUAGAAAUUCUAAAUCUUGAAAGAAUGUCAAUGGAAGUAUUUCAUGAUCCAACAUUUGAAAGAUUAAAGACAUUAAAAUAUUUAAACUUAGGAUCAAACUUGUUGACGAAUUUACAGGAUUAUCUAUUUUUUGGUUUAAUGAAGUUAGAAACAAUUGAUUUGUCAAAUAAUACUUUCAAUGAGUUUUCACCAGAAUUGUUUAGUCAAAAUAAAAAAUUGAAAAAAGUAUUGUUAAACAAUAAUAAAGGAGAAUUAACAACGUUGCCGGAUAAACUUUUUAUGCAAUUAACAAAUCUUGAAGAAGUUCAAUUGAGAAAUAAUGGAUUGAAGAGUCUACCAGUGAAUCUUUUUCGGGGUUCAACAUCUUUAAAAUACAUCGAUUUGAGUGAGAAUUUUCUUCAAGAAAUACCCGAACUUAUCUUCCGAGAUCUACAAAACGUUAAAAAACUCUCAAUACGUUACAAUAUGAUUGAGAGACUUCCUGAUUUAAUUUUUAGAUAUGUAACAAAUGUAACUAAUCUCGAUUUGUCUUUUAAUCGUAUUGAUUAUGUACAAAGAUAUUUGUUUAAUGGUUUGAAAUUGUUAAAAGAACUUAACAUGGAAGGAAAUGGCUUGAAAUAUAUCAAUAACGAUGCUUUUAAAACCAAUAUAGAAUUAUCCAUUGCUAAGUUCUCAAAUAAUCAGCUACAGUUUAAUUAUGCACAUUCAAAGUCAUCACCAUUUUGUGAAAAUUUUCAUCUUACGGAAUUGCAUUUGGCGAACAAUCAAAUAAAAGAUUUUCUUUGGGAUUUUAAUCUUGGUCAACGAACUUUACAAUUAUUAAAUCUGAGUCACAACGACAUAAGUAAAAUAUCGGCAGUUAAUUUAAUUUUUGCAUCGGACGAUAUUGUUGUCGAUCUGAGAUAUAACAAAAUACGUCAUAUUUUGUUAAAUGAAAUUGAUAAGUACUCAUACCAUAAUAAAAAGGAAAGUAACAUUAUUGUUUACGUUGAAAACAAUCCUGUAUUAUGCGAUUGUGACCUAUAUGACCUUGUGCGUUAUGUUAACAAAGAUAUGCCCUAUACUGCUUAUAAUUUCGUCAAACUUAGAUUGGGAAAUUUAAGGUGUCUUCAACCUAAUGGAACAGAAGGGCCACAAAUUGAUCAGCUGAAUUUUAAAACCUACAAAUGUCUAGAGACUCAAUACUUUAAACUUCCAGAUAACUGUCAAUAUAAGUGUACUUGUCAUGUAAGACCUCGUGACCUGAGACGAGUUUUAGAUUGUUCGCACAAAAAUCUAUUUGUAUUCAAACCCGACAUGGACAAAAUUUAUCUUGUUGGAAUACAUACAUUAAUAGUGGAUCUUAGAUGGAAUAAUUUAAGGAAAAUAGAUUCAUUUAAACCUUUAGAAAUGGCAGCUAUAGAAAGAUUAUAUUUAUCUAAUAACAAGAUAUUUCAAUUAUCGGCAGACACUUUACCAGAAAAGCUCAAUGUACUAGAAUUACAUAAUAAUAAAUUAUCAAGAUUGGAUAAAUCAGUAAUUGACUUCUUCAAACGACAAAAUUUCAGAAGAUUUACUUUAAGCGGAAAUCCAUUUAAAUGUGAUUGCAAUACUACAUAUUUACUUAAUUUCAUUGAAGAACAGCAACAUAUUCAUAAAGAUUUAAAAAAUUUGAAAUGUAAGAAAAAAAUGUUCCUUUAGGUAAUAUGACCGUUGAACAAUUGUGUCGAUCUAAAGUUCCAACUCAACAAUUAAACACAAAUGAGGAAUAAAAUGAAACGGAUAUAGAGCUUGAGGUAAUAUUUAUAUAUAUAUAUAUAGAGAGAGAGAGAGAGAGAGAGAAAGAGAGAGUUAAAUAUUACAUAUAUAUUGAUUUUUAACAGAAGACGUGUUUAUUUCGUUGCAAACAAAUUUAUAUUGUUUUAGAAAACAUACAAAAAAAAAAUAUAA